AUGCAAUUCCGCUCGCCUACAGCCGCCAGGAGCUCCCUGGCGCCUCAGGCAGCGUCCUCCUCCCAAGCAGCUGCGCCUGCCCCUGGGCAGCCUGGACCUUCGUGCCCUGCCCCCGGGGCCUCGCGCGGGGGGCGCCCCGGGACACUCUCUGUGGGCCGGGUGGAGGAGGAAGAGGAGGAGGAAGAAGACGUGGACCGGGACCCGUACCCUACGCGGAACACCUGGCUGCGCUGCUGCCACUUCUCUUUAAGGGGGAGAAGAGAGCCGGGGAGAGCCAUGGGGGGCAGCGAAGUCCGGGAAUUUCUUUUGCAAUUUGGUUUCUUCUUGCCUCUGCUGACAGCUUGGCCGGGCGACUGCAGUCACGUCUCCAACAACCAAGUUGUGUUGCUUGAUACAACAACUGUGCUGGGAGAGCUAGGAUGGAAAACAUAUCCAUUAAAUGGGUGGGAUGCCAUCACUGAAAUGGAUGAACAUAAUAGGCCCAUUCACACAUACCAGGUAUGUAAUGUGAUGGAACCAAACCAAAACAACUGGCUUCGUACAAACUGGAUCUCCCGUGAUGCAGCUCAGAAAAUUUAUGUGGAAAUGAAGUUCACACUGAGGGAUUGUAACAGCAUCCCAUGGGUCUUGGGGACUUGCAAAGAAACAUUUAAUCUAUAUUAUGUGGAAUCAGAUGAGUCCCAUGGAAUUAAAUUCAAGCCAAGCCAGUAUACAAAGAUUGACACAAUUGCUGCUGAUGAAAGUUUUACCCAGAUGGAUUUGGGUGAUCGCAUCCUCAAACUCAACACUGAAGUUCGUGAGGUGGGGCCUGUAGAAAGGAAGGGAUUUUAUCUGGCUUUUCAAGACAUUGGGGCAUGCAUUGCCCUAGUUUCGGUCCGUGUUUUCUACAAAAAGUGCCCCUUUACUGUUCGUAAUCUGGCCGUGUUUCCAGACACUAUCCCAAGAGUUGAUUCUUCCUCCUUGGUUGAAGUAAGGGGCUCUUGUGUGAAGAGUGCAGAAGAGCGUGACACUCCUAAACUGUAUUGUGGAGCUGAUGGAGAUUGGCUGGUUCCUCUUGGAAGGUGUAUCUGCAGUACAGGAUAUGAAGAAAUUGAAGGUUCUUGCCACGCUUGCAGACCAGGAUUCUAUAAAGCAUUUGCUGGCAACACAAAGUGUUCUAAAUGUCCUCCACACAGUUUAACCUACAUGGAAGCAACUUCUGUCUGUCAGUGUGAAAAGGGUUACUUUCGAGCUGAACAAGACCCACCUUCCAUGGCAUGUACCAGGCCACCUUCAGCUCCUAGGAAUGUGGUUUUUAACAUCAAUGAAACGGCCCUUAUUUUGGAAUGGAGCCCACCAAGUGACACAGGAGGGAGAAAAGAUCUCACAUACAGUGUAAUCUGUAAGAAAUGUGGCUUAGACACCAGCCAGUGUGAGGACUGUGGUGGAGGACUCCGCUUCAUCCCAAGACAUACUGGCCUGAUCAACAAUUCCGUGAUAGUACUUGACUUUGUGCCUCACGUGAAUUACACCUUUGAAAUAGAAGCCAUGAAUGGAGUUUCUGAGUUGAGUUUUUCUCCCAAGCCAUUCACAGCUAUUACAGUGACCACGAAUCAAGAUGCACCUUCCCUGAUAGGUAUGGUAAGGAAGGACUGGGCAUCCCAAAAUAGCAUUGCCAUAUCAUGGCAAGCACCUGCUUUUUCCAAUGGACCCAUACUGGACUACGAGAUCAAGUACUAUGAGAAAGUCUACCCACGGAUAGCGCCGGCAUUUUGGCACUACCUGCGGGUAGAAGACCACGAGCAGCAGCUCUCCUAUUCCUCCACGAGGUCCAAGGCCCCCAGUGCCAUCAUCACAGGUCUCAAGCCAGCCACCAAGUACAUUUUUCAUAUCCGAGUGAGGACUGCAACAGGGUACAGUGGAUACAGUCAGAAGUUUGAGUUUGAAACAGGAGAUGAAACUUCUGACAUGGCAGCGGAACAGGGGCAGAUUCUCGUGAUAGCCACUGCGGCCGUGGGAGGAUUCACUCUCCUCGUCAUUCUUACUUUGUUCUUCUUAAUCACUGGAAGAUGUCAAUGGUAUAUAAAGGCCAAAAUGAAGUCAGAAGAGAAGAGAAGAAAGGACUUACAGAAUGGGCAUUUACACUUCCCAGGAAUUAAAACUUACAUAGAUCCAGAUACAUAUGAAGACCCAUCCCUAGCAGUCCAUGAAUUUGCAAAGGAGAUCGAUCCCUCAAGAAUACGCAUUGAGAGAGUCAUUGGGGCAGGUGAAUUUGGAGAAGUCUGUAGUGGGCGUUUGAAAACACCAGGGAAAAGAGAGAUCCCAGUUGCCAUCAAAACUUUGAAAGGUGGCCACAUGGAUCGGCAAAGAAGAGAUUUUUUAAGAGAAGCAAGUAUCAUGGGUCAGUUUGACCACCCAAAUAUCAUUCGCUUAGAAGGUGUUGUCACAAAAAGAUCCUUCCCGGCCAUUGGGGUGGAAACGUUUUGCCCCAGCUUCCUGAGGGCAGGGUUUUUAAAUAGCCUCCAGGCCCCGCAUCCAGUGCCAGGGAGAGGAUCUUUGCCCCCCAGGAUUCCUGCUGGCAGACCAGUAAUGAUUGUGGUGGAAUAUAUGGAGAAUGGAUCCCUAGACUCCUUUUUACGGAAACAUGAUGGCCACUUCACAGUCAUCCAGUUGGUUGGUAUGCUCCGAGGCAUUGCAUCAGGAAUGAAGUACCUUUCUGAUAUGGGUUAUGUUCACCGAGACCUAGCAGCUAGGAAUAUAUUGGUCAACAGCAACUUAGUAUGCAAAGUUUCUGAUUUUGGUCUCUCCCGAGUGCUGGAAGAUGAUCCAGAAGCUGCUUAUACAACAACUGGUGGGAAAAUACCCAUAAGGUGGACAGCCCCAGAAGCUAUUGCCUACAGAAAAUUCUCCUCGGCAAGUGAUGCAUGGAGCUAUGGCAUUGUCAUGUGGGAGGUCAUGUCCUAUGGAGAGAGACCUUACUGGGAAAUGUCUAACCAAGAUGUCAUUCUGUCCAUUGAAGAAGGCUACAGACUUCCGGCUCCCAUGGGCUGUCCAGCAUCUCUACACCAGCUGAUGCUCCAUUGCUGGCAGAAGGAGAGAAAUCACAGACCAAAAUUUACUGACAUUGUCAGCUUCCUUGACAAGCUGAUCCGCAAUCCCAGUGCCCUUCACACCCUGGUAGAGGACAUCCUUGUGGUCAACGGACUCCACAGCCAGUGCCCGUCAACAGAGCUCUCUGACUGUUCUAUGGCUGUAGACGCAGGCAGAAUGCCAGACUCUCCUGGUGAAGUUCCUGAAUAUCCUUUGUUUGUGACAGUCGGUGACUGGCUAGAUUCUAUAAAGAUGGGGCAAUAUAAGAAUAACUUCAUGGCAGCAGGGUUUACAACUUUUGACCUCAUUUCAAGAAUGAGCAUUGAUGAUAUUAGAAGAAUUGGAGUCAUACUCAUUGGACACCAGAGACGAAUAGUCAGCAGUAUACAGACUUUACGUUUACACAUGAUGCACAUACAGGAGAAGGGAUUUCAUGUAUGAAAGUACUACAAGCACCUGUGUUUUGUGCCUCAGCAUUUCUAAAAUGAAAGAUAUCCUCUCUACUACCCUCUCUUCUGAUUCUCCAAACAUCACUUCACAAACUGCAGUCUCCUGUCAGACUAUGGGCACACACCCUUUGUUUAUGCUUCCAACCUGGACUUAAAAAUCACUCAUCAUAGCUCCUCUCUGAAUAACCUGCAAAUAAAACCCUGGCCCACUGCAGAUUAUCAUUACACAAUGGUAAAUAACUCAGCAUGGAUGCGUAACUUUGUAUAAUUGUAUUUCGGAAGUGUUCAAGGACUUAACCCAAAGGAAUUUGGGGAUAAUGAUGUAUUUAGAGU
Messenger RNA from Lagenorhynchus albirostris (white-beaked dolphin), 3851 nucleotides. It is a transcript of the gene EPHA6, whose product is annotated as EPH receptor A6. The transcript is spliced from 20 exons. The record is from RefSeq and is a predicted model, not a curated record. Gene Ontology annotation, molecular function: protein binding; transmembrane-ephrin receptor activity; ATP binding. Gene Ontology annotation, cellular component: neuron projection; membrane. NCBI's taxonomy places the organism in Eukaryota, Metazoa, Chordata, Mammalia, Artiodactyla, Delphinidae. Bases 1 to 3510 code for a protein of 1169 amino acids. Gene Ontology annotation, biological process: protein phosphorylation; cell surface receptor protein tyrosine kinase signaling pathway; axon guidance.